Messenger RNA from Acytostelium subglobosum LB1, 5043 nucleotides. RefSeq lists its product as hypothetical. Gene Ontology annotation, molecular function: DNA binding. Gene Ontology annotation, cellular component: transcription factor TFIIIC complex. The record is from RefSeq and is a predicted model, not a curated record. The coding region runs from base 1 to 5043 and encodes 1680 amino acids. Lineage: Eukaryota; Evosea; Eumycetozoa; Acytosteliales; Acytosteliaceae. The transcript is spliced from 8 exons. Gene Ontology annotation, biological process: 5S class rRNA transcription by RNA polymerase III; transcription initiation at RNA polymerase III promoter.
AUGGAGAACAACAACAACAACAAUAAUAAUAAUAAUAACAAAGUCAAUAGUAGUAGUAAUGCGACAGCUGUUGCGGUCAACACAACAUCACAGACAUCGAAUAUUGCAGAUGUUAUAGUUAAAUCAAUUGAAGAGGUGGCACUUAAUGGUGCCUUGGGUAUGACUCCAAAGGAGCUGUGGAUCAUACUUCAGACAGAUGCAAAGGCAUUCACAUUGAACCAAUAUACCAAACAAUACAUUCACACUGCACUCUUGAACGACCCUCAGAUAUCAAUCGCAUCCUUGAGUGAUGACGUCCCAACUCCAACUAUUGCCGCAGCCCCUCAACAACAGACACAGACAGAGCCACAAGCACAGACACAAUCACGUCAACUACAGAUACAGACACAGACACAGACACAGACACAACAGGGGUCUACAUUGCCAUCACCUGACACCACCCCGAUAACAAUAGAACAGGACAAUGCUGUACUAGCUACAGCAACGAGUGUACAGUCACUCGCACCAUUCGGAGGUCUGACAUCGAGUGUGUGGAUGAGACAGAAUCAAGAGACACAGUCAUCCGAGCCAAAGCACCUGAACAAAGCAGACUAUCCACAGCUCAGUCUGUGUGAGGAUACGAUACGAUACGUUGCCAAUGAUGACCUACGCAUGAUGUCAUUCGGUGUCAAGGGUACAGGCAUCCAGCUGAACAUCCUACACAUCAAGAUCAUCUCCUUCAUUGCGAUCAAGCGACACUAUGGCUGCAUUCAACGCGACAUCACCGAGCAAUUGCGCAUGGAUGCCAGGAACAUCUUCCAUCCCAUCAAGUUUCUCAUAACACGAGGAUUGGUCAAGAAGAUAUCAGUAUACCAGCGUAGGAACGCCUCCUCUAACUCGGGACAGAGUGCAAUCAACUCCAAUGUGCUCUAUCUAACAAGGUUCUUUGAGAAGCGAUUGAUACCGCCAACUUGGAAGUUGAUCAAGUCAUUGCCAGAGACGAUAUGUGGCAUUCUCGCCAAGCAGCCAAACAGGGAGAUGCCCUACAAUGAUCUCCAGAAGACUUUGUUGGAGGGUGGCGAGGACGACAUAUCGGCCACCACAUUGAAGAAGUUCCGCAAAGAGCUUGAGGAUCAGGGCUACAUUGAGUCAUUCGCGUCGACCACAAAGGCCCGUGGUAUCACACUGCGCUUGAAGAGGCCGUACAAGAGCGAAGAGGAGAAGCCCGACGAGGAGGAUGAGGACGACGAGGACAAUGAUCAACUGCCAAUCAGCGCGCCACAAUCACGACUGGUGAUGGAGCGUCCUCUUCUGGACCAGAUCCACAUGUACAUCAAGAAGGCUGGCGAAUCUGGUGUCACUAUGAUGGACAUCCGCACAUGGGUCGGCUUCAUCUCGUCCAAGCAUGUCUUCACAGGCGUCCGAGCACUCAUACUCUACUACAAUCUCAAGGUGAUACCAACUGUGCAGGGCAAGCAGAUGACCUAUAGAUUGGUCGCUGGCAAUGGUGCGCCGGUAAAUACGGCUGUCCCGGCCAUCACUGGGUUCCAGGCGCCAACGUCGAGGAAGGCAAAGCCACCUCCUCCCCCAAAGGAGAAGAAGAAACAGGGACGACCAAGGAAGGACGCACAAGAUGACAAAGCAAAGACUGACAGCAAGGACAAGGAUGAGGCAGAGACAGAGCCAAAGAAACAGGAUCAGCUGACACUACAACAAGACGAAUCUUCAGGAUCCAUGGUCAUUGUCCAAGACAAGCCCGUUGAGCAGUCACAGUCACAGCCAGAGUCACAGGCACUGCCACAGCCGCAACAAGAGUUGGUAGUGCAACCAGAACCAGUUGUGCCAACAACACCUACGAAAGCUGUGGUACAUGGCCGCAAGACUCUCCCAAGGACAACGCUGUACAUGGCAAGAGAGAAGUUCGUCACUGAGCGUAUACAAGAGCAAAAGGGUGUCUUAUUCUUGGUGCUCCAGGAUCAGUUGAGCAAGUUCGAUGACAAGACUGAUCAGAAGACACUGAAACAUCUAUUGAACGAGAUGGAGAAGGAGGGAAAGAUCAAGCUGAUCUCACUCUACAUGCCAACGAUUGACAAUGCAAAGAACGUUCUGUUUAUCAUGGAUAGCAAGUAUAGUGUCCAGGACCAGGUGAUCAAGGACGUCAUCACAGAGGCCAGGAGCAUUAGGAACAAGCUAGGAGUGAGCGAGCCAACCGUGCAAAAGGACGAGGAAUCACAGAAGAAUGUAAAGUCCGCCGAUUUGAAUCAGACUGCUCAAAUCGCUCAGGGCUAUGGCAUGAUUGCCGGACUGUUCCUUCGCAUCAAGUACUUCCACUUCUUGCUUUGGACCUAUUGCAUGGAGCUCACCAAGAAGAACCAGGCGACUCAAGCUGCGACCCAAUCAUCAUCUGAGCCAGCACUAUUACCCGACACUGUUGUCGAGUUCCCAGCGGAGAUCACCAUCUAUCAGAAUGCAUUCUUGAACAACUGCCCCGUGGACGACUAUCUCAAGUGCUUCCCUCAAUACUAUGUGGUGGAACACUUGGACGAUCAUAUUGCAAGCAGGACGAUCUUGAGUGCCUUGCCACGCGAGAUUCGAAUGGAGUUGUUCAAGCGUGGAUACCUCACAAGAGUGUCGCAACUCACCAAGAUAAUGAAGAUGCUAGGUCUUGUCGUGCCAACAGUGGAGGGACACUAUGUCCGUUUGACCAUCAAGCGAGAUGUUCAAUUGGAUGAGAAGACAUACUGCUUCAGCACACUGGAGACCAUCACAGAGUACUGGACCGACCUGCAGUACAUUGGUCUCACCAACGAAGUGCAUUCACUUGGCAAGAACAUGCCCAUGAUCCAGAACACUGCUCUCUGGGGCUUCGUCACUGGCAUCUCCAGAGUCAAGCGCUCGACCAUCUACACCAAGUUCAGAAGGGAACCACCAAUGACCAAGGCCGAACUUAUAGAAGUUGCCGUGACAGAGAAGGUCAGACUGAGCAAGGUGGAGUCACUCUACAAGAACUACUUGAAGAAGAUCAAUGACAAGAGCAAUCGUAUCAUGUUGGACUAUGACACAAAGAUGGCCAAGAGGAGGAAGCAGAAGACCUUGGCCAGUCGCCCUGGCCGUAGAGCUGGCACUGUUGAGCCGAGACCCAAUCGAUGGACACACGAGGAGGACAUCCGUCUGCUGAAUGUUGCGCUCGCCAUCUUUGCGCCCUUCCUCCAGAGUCUUACCAAGCGACCCACCCAACCACUGGUCUCGAUCUAUGGUGUGCCCGCCAUCAUCCAUCCCGACUGGCAAAAGGUUGCCAAGACCAUCGAUCGCUCCGUCCCCCAUUGUCACCGACGUAUCAAGACACUCGUGACCAAGUACUCAUCCUUCCGCAUCCAGUUCCAAUCGCUCCUCAAGUUCAGGAAGGUCCAAGCACAGUUUGACCUUCCAGAGUCAAUGGAGGUAUUCGACUCAAUACUCGAGUUCAAUGAGUACAAGUGCUUCGAUGAUGUCAUCCAAUACUGCCACUUUGACAAUGUGGAGCAGUCAUUGAUCAAGGAGAAGUUGUUGUAUCAGGUGAUGCUGUCGGACGAUGAGUUCAGCAGCAAGUUUGGCCAGGAGCUGGUGCCAUCUACAAACAAGGAGUUGGUCGUUGACGUCAUGGCACAGAUGACCCGAGACAGGAUCAUCCACCCAGUCCUCAAGCAAAAGUCAAAGCGAUUCGUACUUGGCAAGAGGGAGCCAAUCUACAAGCUGGCGUGCGUGGAUGGCGCCUUCUUCUUUGGCGAGAACGAGGAGUUCCUGUCCGUGGUCAAGAACAAUGUCCACUUCGACAGACUGGACGACGCCGAUCUGUUCCACUUUGAGCCACACAACUCUGGUGGCUCAGUCAGCCAGUGCCUCCAGCUGAUGCACCGAGGCAAGUUCACGCCAGCCAUCGAUAUCAGACAGGAGAGGGAUCUCUUCAGGGCGAAGGGCACGCGCAGUGUCGUUGGCGAGCCCAGGAUAGACAACUUCCUGUGCAAGUUCAUCAGCCUCUCAUACGUGUUGAGCGAGUUCAUCGAUAGGAGCUACCUGAAGCGAGUGUUCAUCGACGAAGGCAUCGGAAUGGAUGAAGAGGAGACUGAACUACUGAAUGAGUUCGAGUCACAGCGCAAGUAUGUCAAGUUGUUGACAGAGUUUGAGGAUCCAUCAUCCCAACAGCAGCAGAUGCAAGAUGACGAGGAUAUGGACAAGGACACCAACAACAGAACACCAGUGUUGGACCUGAUCAGAACAUACCAAGUGAGAUUGGAACUCGACGAGCUCAAGACGAUGUUCUACCAACGCACUGUCAAUGCCAACGUGGACGACUUUGAUGAUAUAUACGACAACUUGGCAAUGAUGGAGCGAGUCUACAAGAUGAUCGUCAAUUCCAAAGAGGCAGGAAUGACCAAGAAGAGCAUCGUCAACGAAAUUGCAUACAAUGGCUACAAUAGCGACGAGAGCCUCGAGUACUUUGAACACGAUGAGGACCUACUGGAGCAGGUGAUCGAUCAACUGCCACGCUUCACAAGCGAGCUGCUUGCAAUGAAGUUGAUACAAGUAGUCUACGGCUACUCUGAGAAGAUCUAUGUGGCCACACAGUUUGUCGAGCAAUCAAUGCUCCCUCUCGACCCAGCCCGCCCACUCCAGGAGAAGACGCUCAUUCGUCCGUGGGUGGCACAGGAUGGCAGUGUCGUGCACGACAUCUUCAAUCAGCUCGUAUACGAGAUCAUCAUCAGGAUCAUGGAGAAUCCAGGCAUCACCUUGGAGCGCCUGGCCUACAAGACCAGAUUCUCCACGCCGUCGUUCAUCAGCGAGGUGGUCCAAAUACUUGCCCGUCUGGACUUUGUCUCGAUCAAAUGCUACGCAUACAAGCCUGCCACAUUGUUCACCGAGUCCUCAUAUCAACUACUUCCAUACUCGUCUGUUGAUGCAUCAUUACGUCUGCCGCCAGAUCAGUAUGACUCUAAACAGACACUCAACCAGAUCUACAACCCAACCGAGAACAUCAUCAAUCUGCCAUCAGACUUUAGCGACUUUAUUCACAUGAUUGAACUUUAG